CAGUUAUAGUAAACCACCAUGGCCGACUUGGAGAAUGAGGAAGUUAUUGAAGGACCCAAGGUUUCGUCGAUGCUUGAGUUCGGUAGCACAGCUGAGCGUCCCAACAAGCGACACAAUUACUGGUUUCGUGCCUUCGCGACAGACUCAGAGCCAGGUGAGGGUCUGAUCUUUAAGGUGGCACGCAGGCCCGGCCAUCGCCGCAAUGAAGACCCACAUCCGACUGUCCGCAUAAUUCGUGAGGAUCCAAACGGAAUUCUAUACGCUAAGGUCAAGGCUGGAGAAAUCAAAGUAGAGAACUAUCACGAUUUUGUUAACAGGAAGAUCUUGCAGGCUCGGGAUGAAGAGGCUAAGAAGAAGGGGAAGAAAUGACUACUGCUUCAAGUUAUGGAGAGUUAAAAAAACUGUCCCUUGUGGAGGGAAAGGGUGCCAUAUGGUUCUUGUUGUUCAACGUCAAUAAACCUUGAGUUGACAAGGCUUAGGACACUGAAGAAUGCACGUGCCGCAGCUCCACGCGAGCAUCCGUUGAGUACAUUAUGAAACUGCAGAUUCGCGCAAGCAAUGGUGUGUUAUGACGACGUUAGCUGCAAUGCUCGCUUGGGUUUGAAACAUGGCAACAAGUGAGUUUUGCGACUCAAACGUACUGUGGUAAUAAAAGUGGGGGACUCUUCCGAGCUUGCUACUGUGACUGGAGUCGGCAUUCUCCUCAGCGUUUCCCACAUUUUGAAAGCUCGAA
Messenger RNA from Chondrus crispus (carragheen), 733 nucleotides. RefSeq lists its product as hypothetical. The transcript is spliced from 5 exons. The record is from RefSeq and is a predicted model, not a curated record. The coding region runs from base 19 to 369 and encodes 116 amino acids. Lineage: Eukaryota; Rhodophyta; Florideophyceae; Gigartinales; Gigartinaceae.